AUGGGAUCAGCAGCAGCAGCAGACCUUUGCUCUGUCUUAUCAGAAUCACAACGUAUAAUAAACGCCCACUCCCGCCAUUUCUUGGCUCUCUCUGUCCUCUUUAUCCUCCCUCUUUCUUUCUCUCUUUCCGUCUACCCCACCAUCCAAAACAAAAUCUCUCAAUCCUCCACUCUCAACACCAAAAUCCUACUUUCUCAUACUUUCUAUCAAGAUGACCUCCCAAAUCUUUUCACUACAAAUACCGUUAUCCUUUCUCUUCUCCUUGUACUAUUUUCCGUCACUUUCUCUCUUUUUGAUACUGGUUCCAUCACCUACAGUGUUAUUCAUGGAUUCUACGGUAGACCUGUGAAGCUCUGGUCUUCAAUCAAAUCUGCUUUCACUUCUUUCUUUCCCCUUUUGAUCACUAUCUCUUUUGUUGAAAUGAUCUUUUUGGGGGUCCUUCUCCUUUUUGUGUCCUUCUUCUUUUUGGUGAUAUGUGGAAUUCAGCUUCUUGGAUUUGAUGCUAAUGUCUCUUCACCUUAUUUUAAUGUGUUUUGUGUGAUUCUUGGGGUUGUUUUCGUCUUAGUUUUGGUUUAUCUGCAAUUGAAUUGGGUUUUAGCUCCGGUGAUUGUGGUUGCCGAAUCAAGUUGGGGUCUUGAGCCAUUGAGAAGGAGUAACUUCUUAAUAAAAGGAAUGAAAGGAGUGGCUUUGUCUAUGUUUUUAUUUUUUGAGUUUUUCUCUGGCUUGUUGGUAAUUGCCGGUUUAUUUCCUUGGGGAGGUUUGGAUAUUGAUAAUGUUGAUAGUGCACGGAAGAUUUGGCCUUUUGUUGUUCGAAUAGUGGUGACUACAGCUCUCCAAAUGAUGUUGUUGCUUUACAAUUUCGCGGCGUUUACUGUUCUUUACAUGGAUUGCAAGGCCGUACACGGAGAGCUUGUUUGGGAGAUUGCUGAGGAGUUUGCUGGUGACUAUGUCAGCUUGCCUUUUGAUGAUGGAAAGAUCCCUCAUUUUGUUUCUGUUGCUUAUACUUGA
This is a messenger RNA of Dovyalis caffra, 1008 nucleotides long. NCBI's taxonomy places the organism in Eukaryota, Viridiplantae, Streptophyta, Magnoliopsida, Malpighiales, Salicaceae. The record is from the annotation of a GenBank genome assembly.